Messenger RNA from Punica granatum (pomegranate), 3554 nucleotides. The record is from RefSeq and is a predicted model, not a curated record. NCBI's taxonomy places the organism in Eukaryota, Viridiplantae, Streptophyta, Magnoliopsida, Myrtales, Lythraceae.
UCGGUACACGUCCCGAACAUCAUAGAUUUCCGUGACGGACCAAUCCUCCUCUCGUUAGGGACACAAGUAAUCGUAGAAGACACACGCUUCCAUACUCCAUUGAGUCCGAGGAUUCAAGAGAUUGGAGGAGAGCAGAGCGGAGGGUGUUGAUGGAAUCGAACUGAAUCUUCCUUCCUUUUGUCCACUUCCUGACGCAGUUAACACGCGGCAGGCAAAGGCCGCAGGGACAGCCUCUCUCCCGCCUCCGCCUCCUCCCCCCACCCCUUCUGCGAAAUUUAAGAAGUCAGCCAGCCCCCACACUUUCACCUCAUCACCAUCACCACCACCACCACCACCACCACCACCACCUUUUCUUUUGUUUCCUCUCUCUCUCUCUCUCUCCGAGAGUCAAAUCAGCAUAAUUGGUCCAUUCCCUGAAUCAUCAUGCUCCUUUCCAGCAGAGCAUGCUCUGUUUUUCCGUUACAGGGACAAGGAACUUGGUCUCGUUCUCGGCCUGCCUGUUAGUUGAUGAAACAGUCCUGAGUUUGCUGUGCCCGUCUCCGAGUCUUGAUCGACGGCGAAAACACUUUCCGGGUUGUCAAGAAAAAAAUGUUGCUUUGGAGGGAAAUCAGGGCGGCCAAUACAGCCGCUGUCGUGCUGCUUCUGUUGUCCGUUGGAGGUCUCGGACAGGGGCGGGACAGCUCUGUUGAGGCAAAGCCCCGGCGGAUUCUCUUGGAUACAGACGUCGACACCGAUGAUUUCUUCGCUCUUCUUUAUCUCCUGAAGCUUAACAGAUCAGAAUUUGAACUGGAGGCGGUAACUAUUAACACGAAUGCCUGGACAACUGCGGGCCACGCUGUGAACCAGAUCUACGACAUUCUCUUCAUGAUGGGUCGGGACGAUGUUGCUGUCGGGGUCGGAGGCGACGGUGGAAUAAUGGAAGAUGGCACCAUCCUACCUAAUGUCGGGGGCUACCUCCCUAUUAUUGAGCAGGGAAUGACAACAGCAGGGUAUUGCCGGUACAGGCAGGCGAUCCCAGUCGGCCUUGGAGGGAGAUUGGACAUUGAUUCCAACUAUGGCCUCCGAAAAUCAUUUCUUCCCCAGGGAAAGAGGAGAUAUUCUCCCCUCCGACAGCCCACGACUCAACAGGUGAUGAUCGAGAAAGUAUCGGCAGGGCCCAUCACCGUGAUCGUCACUGGAGCUCACACGAACUUUGCCAUUUUCCUGAUGAGCCAUCCUCAUCUGAAGAAGAACAUCGAGCAUAUUUAUGUGAUGGGGGGAGGAGUGAGAUCGAAGAAUCCAACCGGGUGCUGCCCUGCAAAUGCCAGCUCGUCGUGCAAGCCUCAACAGUGUGGAGACCGUGGAAAUGUUCACACGGAUUACACCAGUAACCCGUAUGCGGAGUUCAACAUAUUUGGAGACCCCUUUGCUGCAUAUCAGGUGAUUCAUUCGGGCAUUCCGGUCACUCUAGUCCCACUCGAUGCAACUAACACUAUCCCCAUUACCAAGCAGUUCUUCGAUACCUUUGAACAAAGUCAGAGCACUUACGAGGCACAAUAUUGCUUCAAGUCCCUGAAGAUCACGCGAGAUACAUGGUUUGAUGACCAGUUCUACACGAGCUACUUUAUGUGGGAUUCAUUCACAUCGGGUGUCGCAGUCUCAAUGAUGCGGAAUGAGAAGAUUGAGAAUGAGUUUGCAGAAAUGGAAUACAUGAAUAUAACUGUGAUCACCUCGAACGAACCAUACGGGGUCUCUGAUGGGUCCAACCCAUUUUUUGACGGGCGUAAAGUCCCCAAGUUCAACUUGACUAGAGGGUGGGUCCACAGCGGUCAUGUCCAAAUGGGUCUUCGGGACCCAUUUUGCAUUGUGGCGAAUGGAAAAGGAAAAUGCAAGGAUGGAUAUACAGCUGAGGUCACUGGCCCGGAGGCAGUACGUGUCCUCGUUGCCACAAAGGCAAAACCGAAUCUGAAACCUGGUAGUCCUCUUAGCAGGGAGUUCCACAAGAGCUUCUUGAAUGCUUUGAACGAUCCCGAACAUUCUGCGAGAUUUAGUCUUACGACACAAUUUCCUUACUACAGAGAAGUCUUAUAUAAACCCGAAUUAAGAGGCAAGAAACUCGGAAAGCCUGUAAUAUUUGACAUGGACAUGAGUGCUGGAGAUUUUCUCACGCUGUUCUAUCUCCUCAAAGUACCCACAGAAGAGAUCAAUCUUAAGGCAAUAUUAGUGACUCCGACAGGAUGGGCCAGUGCUGCAACCAUUGAUGUGAUCUACGAUCUGCUUCACAUGAUGGGCAGGGACGAUAUUCCAGUGGGCCUGGGCGACAUGUUUGCGAUGAAUCAGUCCGACCCGAUAAUGCCUACCGUGGGAGACUGCAAGUAUGCAAAGGCGAUCCCCCACGGGAGCGGCGGUGUUUUGGAUUCGGACACUCUUUAUGGGUUGGCCCGUGAUUUACCUCGGAGCCCGAGAAGGUAUACAGCAGAAAAUUCUGUCAAGUAUGGAGCUCCUAGAGAUACCGAUCACCCAGAACUUAGGCAGCCACUAGCUCUGGAAAUUUGGGAGUCUACAGUGAACACGCUGGAGAUGGGAUCGAAGAUCACUAUAUUGACCAACGGGCCAUUGACUAACUUAGCAAAGAUCAUUCAGUCGAGCAAGAACGCAACCUCUGUGAUUCAGGAUGUCUACAUUGUCGGAGGACACAUACAUCGAACUGCUAUGGAUGAAGGAAACGUGUUCACUAUUCCCUCCAAUAAAUACGCCGAGUUUAAUAUGUUCCUUGAUCCAUUGGCUGCAAAGACGGUUCUGAGCUCCGAGCUUAACGUCACCCUCAUUCCCCUCAGCAUCCAACGCAGAGUAAGCUCAUUUACAGAAAUCCUGAAAGGACUUAACGGGGUGAGGAAGACUCCUGAGUUUAGGUUUGCCUACCGUUUGCUGUUGAGGCUCAAUCGACUAAUGCAGAUUCACAAGAGAUAUCUGCACAUGGACAUCUUCUUGGGGGAAAUCCUCGGCGCUAUGGUCUUAGCGGCAGGCAACAAGUCCUCUCUGAAACCGACCUUCUCCUUCAAACCCAUUAGAGUCAUCGCCGAAGGUGUUGAAUCAGAGGAUGGAUACACUUAUAUUGACAACAAGAAUGGGAAACUCGUAACCAUGUUGGAGUAUUUAGAUCCGAAAUCUUCUUACCUCGCAUUUUGGGGUCAACUGAGCUAUGAAAAGCAGUCCGCAGUGAUUGGGAGUUUUAAGGAUCAGAAGAGGAUGUGGAGUUUGCCUCCAAAUCAAACGGAAACUUCAUCUUAACUCAUCAGUUUCCUACAUUAUUCAAGAGCCGGGAUCAUUAUGUUUCAUACCGAAGAAUAAUACUCUUCAUAAAUACAUAUCAGUGAUACACAUUGUGCAGACAGGAAAUACGAGUUGAAGAAACAGGAACGAUAGUCAAAUUCUUCGAAGUAAUUCUUUCUUUAGCCUAGGGAGAUCAAUGUGUACAUAACUUUUGUAAUGAACAGCGAUGUCCCAAACAAGCUGUAUCUAUUCUCUUACAACCCUCUACUCAUACCGAAUUAUCACCGCGACUGUUUUCAUUC